AUGGUAUUUAAAUCCCUCUCUCAGUUCUAUCACUCUCCCAACACUGUGAGAUCAUCCAACAACAUUGUAACCUCUGUGUUGGGACGCCUUCUCUUUGAUCAAUCUUACAAACGAGGAGCAGCAUUCUAUUCAGUCAGCAAUGGUGGUGUUUUAAGAAAUACAACUACCAACACCACCAGCGACAAUACUGAUGCUUCCUCUGCUUCUUCUUCAAACAUCUCUCAUCUUCAUCAUAAAAAGAAGAAACAUACGGUUCAUCAUCGUCAUGGCGCUGAACAUCAUAAAGACAUUCCUGUUGAGGAGCACGUUCCACUGAGUAAAGCUGCUGAACAACAACAACAACCAAAAUCAGCAAGCCAUGAGGAUGUUACAAGUGGUGCUCCCAGCGGUUUUUCAACUUCAUACUUCUCCAAGCAAUACGAUGACUCGACUGAGGACGAUAUCAAUGCCGAGAAGAGCACUGAGGCAUUGCCAUGGGAUAGAGAAAGAGAGAGUAAGAUAUUGGGAAAGAAAGCAAAUGAAAUUGAUGAAAUUAAAUGGAACGAAGCAGAGGAUAAACCUCACUCAAAUAUCUACAAGAAGGCUGAAGAAGUGUUUGUUCUCAAAAAGGAAAUUCAUAUUUUAGAAAAUAGUGUGAAUAGAGAUGCAUCAGAGAAAGGCCUGAAUGACGACAGACAACAACAAAACGAACCAGGUCGUACCUCUUUCUAA
Messenger RNA from Naegleria fowleri, 711 nucleotides. RefSeq lists its product as uncharacterized. The transcript has a single exon. The record is from RefSeq and is a predicted model, not a curated record. NCBI's taxonomy places the organism in Eukaryota, Heterolobosea, Eutetramitea, Acrasida, Naegleriidae. Bases 1 to 711 code for a protein of 236 amino acids.